AUGCCACUUGACAUCGGUGCCAAGAACAUUCCAUCACCACGGAUCCUUCGACACCACACAACCAAUAGUCAUGGACCCCUUAUCCCUCGCUGCCAUAUCAUCACGGUGGCUAGCCUUGCAGCCUCUACCUGCUCAGCCAUCUCUGAAUUGCGCUCACUUUGCAAAUGCCUCCCGGGGCGCAUCCAUGCCAUAGAGAACGAGGUGGCCGACCUCGAGGUCCGGCUCACCGCGGCAUCGUCGGAAUACAAGAUCCCCGUUCUCAAAGCCGGCAUAUGGCUCAAAGAGCAGGGCCGUCUUCAAACCCUGCAAGAAGACAUUCGAACAGUCAAGUCUAGUUUGAACAUUCUUCUUGGAGCCUCCAACUCACAAGACAUGGUUAAGAUUCGACUUGAUAUACAAGAAAUAUCAUCACUCACCGCCAGAUCCUCCAUUCAAUCCACACAAGAGCAUCUUGCUAUGAGCAAGGCGUUUAUGAGCUCAAUGGCAGGCAUUGACGAGCGUGUUGCCCGUGUUGAGGUGCUUAUCAGGGCGCAGACAGAACUGCUUCAUGAGCGACAGUUUUCGCAGAUUGGUUCAACAUACCAGGGCCUUGCGAGAACUACAAAACGACAGACAAUCUCGAAAUUGGAAAAGAAAACAGCGACAGUAUGCUCCGAAGACACCAUCAGUGUUCGUGUUCGACCUUUCAUUGCAACAUGCCACACCGGCUGCCGAUGCUGUUGCCACGCUCAGCAGCGUUCUGCAACGCCAGCAAUUCUAAACAAUUUGUUGGGAAGAUUGUUUCUUGGGUAUUCUGGACUACCACUUCUCAGUUCAAAGUGCGACAGCGAAGAAUGCCGCGGUGCUCGCGCCAGGCAAGUCAGCAUGGAAUACUGGUUUCCCAUGUCACUGUGGUCCACCAUCAUCAGACUCCAAGUCGUGACAAGCCUCAACGGAGGACCAUCACUGCAUCUCGAUUCUCUCAGAAGAAUACCCGAUUCUUCUCAGGCCGUUGAUUUUGCUCAAAAGGGUAACACACGGGGGUUGCAGUAUCUCUUCAAUAAUGGACUUGCUUCCCCACGAGAUGUCAGCACAAGCCGCGGCUACACUCUGCUGAGAUGGGCCUUGUAUGCGAAGCAGUACGAAACCGUCAAGUUUCUUGUUCACGCUGGCGCGGACGCUGAUUACCGACCGAUAUCCGAAUUCGACAAUAGUCCAAGACUCAAGGCGUGUCAUUUCCUGCUGGAAGGUGGGCUAUCUGAGGCGGCAACAGAAGCUCUCAGGACAAUCACAUGGGGAAGUUAUUUUCUCGACGACUUCAUCGAGGCGUCCAAGUUUACGCAAAUUCACAAGAUUGUCUUGGGACUCUCGCUUCAGAUCCUGGAAGAGGAGCUUAUUCGGAACCCUGGGAAUAUGAAUGUUCAGGACUCCAUGGGACGCACUCCGCUGGCGUGGGCUGCGGCCAAGGGUGAUGUCCAGACAGUGGCCACGCUGCUCAGCUUUGGUGCCGACCCCAACAUCAUGGAUGUCCAGAUCUCUGGACCAUUGUCCAAUGCAGCAGCUCAGGGUCAUACUGCAUGCGUCGAACUUCUCCUUGAGGCAGGGGCAGAUCCGGACCCUCUUCCCCCGAAAGGUGUCCAGAAAGGCAGCCCGCUUAGCGUCGCCUCGCGGAACAGCAAGGACGCUACUCUGCUUAAGAGAUUGCUGGAUUUCGGUGCUGAUGUCAACACCCGUACGGUGGAAGGAAAGACGCCACUAUUCCAUGCGACAAGGAAUGACAACGCCAGUUUUGCCAUGCUCCUUUUGGAGUACGGUGCUGACUUGAACGCCACGGCCGUCACAAGGGAGACACCUCUCACGACGGCAAUUACAUACAACAGCCACAACGUCCUACGCCUCUUUCUCGAUCGAUGGUCAGAAUACAGCGUCUGCCCUCGUCUCAAAGGGCCGAAUCUCAUCAAAAUUGCGGCGUUGUACGGUGACGUGGGAAGGAUGGAUAUUCUGGCGAACGCGUGUCACUUUCGGUCAAACCAUGACAAGGAGUAUACACUCGGCAACUUCAAGGCUAUUCUACGUCAAAGAGAGGAUGUUACGGAGGAGCUGGUGUGGGCAUUUGAUGAACUUUUGAGUGUCAUCAAUGCGGCGCCGGAUAUGAGGAGGGGUGAGGAGGAUUUGAUGGAGGCUGGAUUCUUUUCUUGCUUGGGUUCGAGGUCGAAUACGUGGGAGGAUGGUUUUUGGAGGAAGGAGGAGGACCCGGAGAGUGACGAGGAGUCGGUAGAGAGUUUUCAGGAUGCGGUUGAGAAAUUGGAGGUUAUUGCAGCAGCGGAGGUGCGUUAGAUGAGUAAAGAUAGGAUCAUCAAACGCGUUGCUGUUU
Molecule: messenger RNA, 2353 nt
Organism: Podospora pseudocomata
Lineage: Eukaryota; Fungi; Ascomycota; Sordariomycetes; Sordariales; Podosporaceae
Exons: 3
Coding region: 1-2316 (771 amino acids)
Cellular component (GO): cytoplasm; nucleus
Molecular function (GO): protein binding
Source: RefSeq, a predicted model, not a curated record